GCGGGCAGGGCGGACAAAAGGCGCCGGAGCGGCGUAAGGGAGGGUGGGUGCCGCGGGCAGGUGGGUGCGGUGGGUUCCCGGCACGGCCGCGGCGGGCAGGGAAACUGUUCCCAUGGCUUGUGGGGAGUGCAGCGCUUCAGCACUCGCUCGGGAUCCAGCAAGUAGGAAUAUCAGCCCCUUCCAGCACAGAGAACUGACGUGCAGAUAGCAGAACCCUGCUGCAAGGUGAAUCAUGAUUCCAGUCACCGAGCUGCGCUACUUCGCCGACACCCAGCCGGCCUAUCGCAUCCUGAAGCCGUGGUGGGACGUGUUCACCGACUACAUCUCCAUCGUCAUGCUGAUGAUCGCCGUGUUCGGAGGGACGCUGCAGGUCACCCAGGACAAAAUGAUCUGUUUGCCCUGUAAAUGGGUUACCAAAGACUCUUGCAAUGACUCUGUCAGGGGAUGGACAGUGGCAGCCCCGGAGCGUCCCUACUACAACACCAGUCUUGUUUCCUCUGCUGAUUCGGGGCCUACAGGGAUCCGAUACGAUCUGGACCGGCACCAGUACAACUACGUGGAUGCGGUGUGUUACGAGAACCGUCUGCACUGGUUUGCCAAGUAUUUUCCUUAUCUGGUGCUGCUACAUACCCUCAUCUUUCUGGCUUGUAGCAACUUCUGGUUCAAGUUCCCAAGGACCAGCUCCAAGCUGGAGCAUUUUGUGUCUAUUUUGCUUAAGUGUUUUGACUCUCCAUGGACAACGAGAGCAUUGUCUGAGACGGUGGUGGAAGAGAGUGAUACCAAACCAGCAUUUGGAAAAAUGAAUGGCUCCAUGGACAAGAAAUCCUCCACGGUCAGUGAGGAUGUGGAAGCCACUGUUCCCAUGCUGCAGAGAACAAAGUCUCGAAUUGAGCAAGGGAUUGUGGACAGGUCUGAGACUGGUGUCUUGGACAAAAAGGAAGGUGAGCAAGCCAAAGCACUCUUUGAGAAAGUGAAAAAGUUCCGUACUCAUGUGGAAGAGGGAGACAUAGUUUAUCGCCUGUACAUGAGACAGACCAUAAUCAAAGUAAUCAAAUUCAUUCUGAUAAUUUGCUAUACAGUGUACUAUGUCAACAACAUAACGUUUGAUGUAGACUGUAAAGUGGACAUUGAGAGCUUGACUGGCUACAGGAUGUACCGCUGUGCUCAUCCUUUGGCCACUCUCUUCAAAAUCUUGGCUUCUUUCUACAUCAGUCUGGUGAUUUUCUAUGGUUUGAUCUGCAUGUACACACUGUGGUGGAUGUUGAGGCGGUCACUCAAGAAAUACUCCUUUGAGUCCAUCCGGGAGGAGAGCAGUUACAGUGACAUUCCUGAUGUGAAAAAUGACUUUGCUUUUAUGCUCCAUCUGAUCGAUCAGUACGACCCCCUCUACUCCAAGCGCUUUGCUGUCUUUCUGUCAGAGGUGAGUGAGAACAAAUUGCGGCAGCUGAACCUCAACAAUGAGUGGACUUUGGAGAAACUACGCCAGAGGAUCACCAAAAACUCCCAGGAUAAGCUGGAAUUGCAUCUUUUCAUGUUGAGUGGCAUUCCUGACACAGUCUUUGACCUCAUCGAGUUGGAGGUCUUGAAGCUGGAGCUUAUCCCUGAUGUCACUAUUCCCCCCAGCAUUGCUCAGCUCACCAGCCUUAAGGAACUGUGGCUCUACCACACAGCUGCCAAAAUCGAGGCCCCAGCCCUUGCCUUCUUGAGGGAGAAUUUGAAAUCUCUCCACAUCAAGUUCACAGACAUUAAGGAGAUUCCUCUUUGGAUUUAUAGCCUGAAGACGCUAGAGGAGCUUCACCUGACAGGGAAUUUGAGCGCUGAAAACAACCGGUACAUUGUGAUAGAUGGACUGAGGGAGCUGAAGAGGCUGAAGGUGUUGAGGAUGAAGAGUAACCUCACCAAGCUGCCACAGGUGGUGACAGAUGUUGGUGUCCAUCUUCAGAAGCUUUCCAUCAACAACGAGGGCACCAAGCUCAUUGUCCUCAACAGCCUUAAGAAGAUGGUCAACCUGACAGAGCUCGAGCUGAUCCGCUGUGACCUGGAGCGCAUUCCUCACUCAAUCUUUAGCCUCCACAAUCUGCAGGAAAUAGACCUGAAGGACAACAACCUAAAGACUAUUGAGGAAAUCAUCAGCUUCCAGCACUUGCAUCGUCUCACUUGCCUUAAGCUGUGGUACAACCACAUUGCCUACAUCCCCAUGCAGAUCGGCAACCUGACCAACCUGGAGCGCCUUUACCUGAACCGGAACAAGAUAGAAAAGAUCCCCACCCAGCUCUUCUACUGCCGAAAGCUUCGGUACUUGGAUCUCAGCCACAACAACUUAACUUUCAUACCACCAGAUGUUGGACUUCUUCAAAACCUGCAGAAUCUGGCUGUGACAGCCAACAGGAUUGAGAGUCUCCCACCAGAGCUGUUCCAGUGCAGGAAGCUGAGAACCUUGCACCUGGGCAACAACGUGCUGCAGUCGCUGCCCUCGCGGGUGGGAGAGCUGACCAACCUGUCGCAGAUCGAGCUGCGCGGGAACCGCCUGGAGUGCUUGCCCGUGGAGCUGGGGGAGUGCCCGCUGCUCAAACGCAGUGGGCUCGUGGUGGAGGAGGACCUGUUCAACACCCUGCCCUUGGAAGUCAAAGAGCGCCUCUGGAGGGCAGACAAAGAGCAAGCUUGAACUCCCGAGGAAAGGGGAAAGCCUCUGAUCAACUAGAAGGAAGCAAAAGGCCAUUUCAGUCCCCUUUCACCCAGAUGCUCCCCUUUCUCCACUCCAAUCACUAUCAAACUGGCCAAGGAGUACUUGACAAACAUGACUCUGAAUGAGUCAGCUUCUUGCCUCAGAUGCAGGAUGGGGGAGGCUUGGGAUCAGGAUGAGGAUCAAGACAGAUUAAUUGGCCUCUGAGCAGGGCCCAGGGGGAAUUAGAGGUGUUGCUGUUCUUCUGAACAGGAAUUGGGGUGAGGUGGAUGGUGCUGCUGAGAAGAAAUGACCUUUGAACGGAGGAGAAAAUGAAUGUGGGGAUUGCUGCAUUGCUCCUAACAGGGCUGGUAUGUGUCAGGGGCUGAGGGAGUCCAGUGUCCUGCAAGCAAAGAUCAAGAGACAAGGAAACCUCUUGAACCUCCAUCUCUGUGACAGCUGGACUCAGAUUCAGUCAGUGAGCCCCCAGACUGGGGUGGGAUAGGACACAGACAGCUGAUUUUAUCUCGAUGCUGGCAUUAGGAUUUGGGAGAUAAACAUCUCGCAGCUGCUUGAAGGCAGAAUUUUUUUUUUUUACUAAUUUUCUUUCCCCUUUGCACACUCCCUACCUUCUCCUCUGCUCCUGGAGAAGGAACCAAACCUUUAAGAUUGCACUACUGUAAUGAUUUCAAGUCACUUGUUGGGGUGAGUAGAUCACAGCAUCCUUCUCCAGCUGAUGUCCUGGAGGCACUGACACAGCUCCAGAGCUUUAGCCUGUUCUGAAAUGGAUGGUUAUAGUGCAGGUGGGAGAUCUGGAUAAAAAGCAGUUGGACUGUCUAAUCUACUCUCUCAGAAGCAUUGAGUUGCUUCUGGCUUUUUAGUUCCAAGUUACUUUUUAAUUGCUGUUAUUUUGUUGCAUAUCAAAUAGAAAUGUACAACUGGCCCGUGUGUCAGGGGCUCUCAUGGGGCUGGAGAGGAAAUUGGGGCUUCCUCUGCACCUCUUGUCCCCCAUUCUGCCUUCCCCCAAAAUGAAGUUGUUAAAUUAAGUUGUUCAGUGCUCUGCCAGUGUUUUUCAUGGAUGCAGUCUAGAGAGCUGCUUGAUUGCUCUCUUCUGUUGUUCCCCUCACUUUAACAGCUGUCAGUUCCUGUUACACCUCUUGACCUAAAUAGGAGGCUAACACUGAUUGAACCUGGUGCUGGAAAAGAAAUCUUGUCCUCUUGUUUGUUCCUUCCCUUUUCAUUCCCUCAGUGUUAAGGAGGAGAAUGAGAAUCCUCUGUGGACUGAGCUCUUCUGACUUCCUGAAACAGAGCAGCCUUUACUGAAACAAGUUCAACCUGUUUGGUGGUAUUUGUCAAAAAACCCCUCAACCUUCUGGGCUGGCAGAGGUAGAUAAUGUGUAACAGUUACUGAUUAUCUUGUCCUUAAGGUGGGGUGGUUAAGAUGCCUCCAGGACACAAAGGUUUUCAUUUUUCCAUCAGAAGGAAGAGGAGGCACCUGGACCUACAGGUCCUGCUUGUAACAUUCUGCAUCAGGUUGGCUCCAAGGUGCAGUGCUGCAAGCUGGGGGAUGAGAAGUUUGGAGGCCUCCCAUGUGUACAGAGGGGGAAGCUCCAUCCAGCUCCAGAGUGAUUCCUGACAAUCUGCCAGGAGUGCCCUGGCUUCCACCUGGCUUGUGGUGAUCCCGUGGAUGCUGGGGCAAUAAGGCACAGUGUGGCUCUCUUCAUCAGAUGUAAGAUAUGAAAUAUAUAUAUACUAAAUAUGCUGAAACCAUGAACAAUGUUAACUGGACUCUGGAUUUAUUGAUGUUCAGAUGCUUAAAUAAAGCUACAUUAAAAUCAGGA
Zonotrichia leucophrys gambelii is the source of this 4503-nucleotide messenger RNA. RefSeq names its product leucine rich repeat containing 8 VRAC subunit A (gene LRRC8A). Lineage: Eukaryota; Metazoa; Chordata; Aves; Passeriformes; Passerellidae. The record is from RefSeq and is a predicted model, not a curated record. Gene Ontology annotation, molecular function: protein binding. The transcript has 4 exons. Bases 233 to 2665 code for a protein of 810 amino acids.